Molecule: messenger RNA, 13204 nt
Organism: Mya arenaria
Lineage: Eukaryota; Metazoa; Mollusca; Bivalvia; Myida; Myidae
Product: neurofibromin-like
Exons: 63
Coding region: 72-8861 (2929 amino acids)
Biological process (GO): regulation of GTPase activity
Source: RefSeq, a predicted model, not a curated record
CAAUUAUCAAAAUAAGCAAAAUGGCGGCUGAGCACGGAGAAAGAUAAUUGUCUGCUAAACAUUCAUUUAUAAUGGCGACACAAAAGCCAGGCGAAUGGGUUCAGUCCCUCAUCAACCGAUUUGAUGCACAGCUGCCCAUCAAAACUGGCCUUCACACAACACAGGCUAUUCAGAAUGUGGAACAGAACAAAGAAUGCCUAAUAAAUGUCUCAAGAUACAAGUUCCGAGAAGUCAUCAAUGGACUUACGAAAACUCUGCAGUCAGUCAAUAACACGAGGAUUAUUGGACAGGAGGCAGAGAGGAACUACUUUGAGUCCCAACUCAUCAUACUCGAUACGCUGGUCAAAGUUCUUAACUCACAACCAAAAGACACAUCAAGACUGGAUGAAGCCAUCUAUGUCAAACUGCUUCUACCAGAAAUCUGCAAGUUCCUGAACAUGCAGAAUGACACUCCGUACGUGCUCCAGCUGAAAAGUCUCGCCUCAAAGGUGCUCUUUGCUCUCAGUCUCAACGCUUUCAAUGCUGUGUUCAGCAGGAUCUCCGCCAGGCUGAUGACGCUGUCCACCUGUAGUGAGGACCAGUCAGAUCUCUCGGACCUUGAACUCAUUCAGCACCUCAAUGUGGACGUGAACAGGCUUACAAAACUCCUCAGUGAUGUGGUGUCCAAGUUCAGACUCCUGAAAUCCAAGCAGGUCAUCUCUAGCCUUGCACAUAACCUGGAAAAGGCCAUUUGGAACUGGAUGGAUAACUACCCUGAAGAGUUCACUGACCUACAGAAAAGGCCCAAUGAAGAACUACAGGAGUGCUGUGACAAGCUGUUUGAGCAGUACCUAUCAUACAUGGAGAACUCUGCUAAGCGUAAGGCCUCAGUUUGGCCCUUCCAAAUGAUGCUACUCAUCCUCUGUCCUAAAAUCCUGGAGGAGAUCAACAAUGCAGAUGGUGGAGCCCCCUGCUCUCAACAACACUUGAAAAAGAAACAUUUCAUUGACGAAGUGAAGAAAACUAUAGCCAAUCAUCACAGCUGUAACAAACAACUUGCCGAGGGUGCAGCAGUGCUGUGCGUUCGUCUGUGCAAAGCAUCCACCUACAUCUCCAUACACGACAGGCUCAAUGUGCUCUUUAGUCUCGUGCAGUCAAUCAUUGGGGAUUUGAAGUCACUUCUAUUCAACCCACCGCCCAACAGUAAGACAUUUUCCCGGGGCCAGAAUAUUGUGGGACAGGAUCUGGACCUUUACAUUGAUUGCUUCGUCUCCUGUUUCCGUAUCACCCCGCACAAUAACGAUGUGCUGAAGGUGUGCCUCAACACACACUCCCCACCCAUCUACCACUUUGUCCUCGUCAACGCGCUACAUAGGAUCAUUACACAGCGGAGGCUAGCAUGGUGGCCCAACAUUAGCAUAAUCUACAACAAGGCGGCAGAACUGCGGAACAUGUUCACAGACACGCUGAACAAAGUGACACAAGGCAUGACAAGCCAUACCGCACCCAAGUCCUCCGUCGCCGGCGGCCUUUCUUAUAUGACGCGGUUCACCAUCAGCAAACUGGGCAAGCCUGAUGAAACCAUGACAACCUACCGCUACCUGCUUUUAUGGAUUGUGAGACUCAUACACGCUGACCCGAACCUUAUGCUUCAUAACCAGGGUAAGCCCGGCCAUGAGAUACAGAGCAGCACUCUGGAGCUGAUCAAUGGCCUCGUAUCACUGGUACAUCAACAGUACAUGCCCGAGGAUGUCGCGCAGGAAGCCAUGGAGGCAUUGCUCUGUCUCCACCAGCCUGUGAACAUUGAGUUGUGGAACCCAGAGGCACCCAUCAACACUUUCUGGGAUGUCAAUUCCCAGGUUCUGUUCUCCAUAUCCCAGAAGUUGAUUCAGCAUCAGAUCAUCAACUACACCGAGAUCCUCAAAUGGCUACAAGAGAUCCUUGUGUGUCGAAACGCUUUUCUUCAGAAACACAGCUCUAAUGCGAACGCCGGCAGUAACAUACCUGUCUGCAAACAAGCACACAUCAAACUCGAGGUUGUGUUCUUCAUGUAUCUGUGGAGUAUUGACAUAGACGCAGUGUUGACAGCCAUGUCAUGUUUCCACCUCCUCUGUGAAGAAGCUGACAUACGCUGCGGAGCCGAUGAAAUGGCUGUCACACAGUUGCUGCCAAACUACAAUGUAUAUACCGAGCUUGCAGCAGCCUCCACUGUGCUGACGACAGGACGUGCUGCCCUUCAGAAAAGAAUCAUGGCAUUAUUGCGCAAGAUAGACCAGUCUACUCCGGGCACAUCACAGGCGUGGGACGACACAUUUCGUAACUGGGGCGUGGUCACGAGCUACCUUGAGGCGUACCCUAAGGACCACAAGGUCAAGAUUGAUGACACUGCAGCGGUUGGGGAUGCCAUUAGGGCGAAACGGAAGCCGCCCCACCAUGCCAACACCGAACAUGAACUGGAGGACCAGCUAAAUGAGUGGGCCAACAUGACGGGGUUCCUGUGUGCCCUGGGUGGGGUGAGACUACAGAGCAAGGUUCACAGGGUCAGCUCUCAAUGUCUGAUGGACAAUCGUGAUAAUAGAAAGAGCAGCCUGAUGCAGAGUUGUGCCACCACCGACUCCCAGUACUGUCCGGUCACACAGUUUAUCAGUAACCUGUUGAAGCUGCUGGUGUGUCAGAAUGAGAAGUUUGGAGCCCAGAUCCAGAAACACGUGAAGGAACUGGUUGGACAUGAGCUCAACUCCGCACUCUAUCCUAUACUGUUUGACCAGAUCAAGAUCUGCGUUGAUAAAUACUUUGACCCUUCUGGACAGGUGAUAGUGACAGACCUGAGCACCCAGUUCAUUGAGAAUGUGAUCUUCAUCAUGAAGAACAUCCUGGAGAUGAAACCUGACCAGCCGUGUGAACACCUUGGGGUGGCUAGCAUAGAGCAACUCAUGUUGGCUGUUGUAAGAUAUGUCCGUCAUUUGGACUCGACCGUACAUGCCAUACAGAUCAAGAUCAAACUGUGCCAGCUAGUCGAAGCUAUGAUGUUGCGUAGGGACGACUUAACAUUCAGACAGGAGAUGAAGUUCCGUAACAAACUCGUCGAGUACCUCACCGACUGGAUAAUGGGAAACUCACACCAAGUCAACAUACAAGGCGACAUCUGCAGUAUGUCCAGGAAACAUGAGAGCAAGGGAAUGUCACGAUCAUCGAGCGGGCUUCAACGCUAUCUUCACCAGAACCCCGUACAAAGUUUGGGCUCUAGUAAGGGCUCAGCCCCAACUGUUAUACACCACCAACCCGUGUUCUUCCUUACCCAGCCUGCCGUUGUGGACCUGGACCAAGCCAGUAUGGAGGCCGUAGCAGCCCUCUUAGCCGGCCUGCCCCUCCAACCAGAGGAAAGUGACCGCGGAGAUCUCAUGGAGGCCAAAUCUCAACUUUUUCUCAAGUAUCUGACCCUAUUUAUGAACCUGCUAAAUGACUGUUCCGAGGAGGAACAAGACAAGGCUAUGGACCCAAAUCGGAAGCGUAGCACAUCAAACCUGAGUGCCCUAAGGAAUUGCACUGUGCAGGCCAUGUCCAAUCUUCUCAAUGCCAACAUUGACAGCGGCCUCAUGCACUCCAUAGCCUUGGGCUACCACAAGGACCCGCAGACACGGGCCGCCUUUAUGGAGGUUCUCACCAAGAUUCUGCAGCAGGGGACAGAGUUUGAGACCCUAGCAGAGACAGCCCUAGCGGACCGGUUUGAGCGCCUUGUGGAGCUUGUUACUAUGAUUGGAGACAAAGGGGAGCUGCCCAUUGCCAUGGCGCUGGCCACUGUGGUACCCACCUCUCAGAUGGAUGAGUUGGCUCGAGUGUUUGUGAAUCUGUUUGAUGCCAAACAUCUGCUGUAUCAGCUCCUGUGGAACAUGUUCUCAAAGGAGGUUGAGAUAGCAGACUGCAUGCAGACGUUGUUCCGGGGUAACAGCCUAGCCAGUAAGAUCAUGGCGUACUGUUUCCGGUUCUACGGUCUUGGCUACCUGCGUGAGCUGCUUAAUCCUCUCAUUAUGGAGAUGUUUCAAAAGGAACACAGUUUUCAACAAAUCUCAUUUGAAGUUGAUCCUGCAAGGUUGGAGACUGGUGAGAAUAUUGAAGAGAACAAGAAGAACUUGAUGGUCAUCACCCAGAAAGUGUUCAAUGCCAUAGUCAGCUCUGCACACAAGUUUCCCUCAAAAUUACGAAGCAUGUGUCACUGCCUGUUUCACGUAGUUAAUCAGCGGUUCCAACAAAGCACGGGGGAAGCGGUGUGGACCGUGAUUGGAACCGUGAUAUUUUUACGGUUUAUCAACCCGGCCAUAGUGUCCCCGUAUGAAUCAGGCAUAAUAGAUGUAGAGCCGACGCCCAAAAUCAAGAGGGGUCUUACCUUGAUGUGUAAGAUAAUGCAGAACAUUGCCAACCAUCUCUUGUUCACGAAGGAAAACCACAUGCGGGGGUUCAAUGACAUCUUGAAAACCAACUUUGAGGCUGGAAGAAGGUUUUUCACUGAGAUAGCGUCGGACGUAGAUAUUCCAGACACGGGGAACCACAGUCUCUCUUUCAUCAACGAUGCGAACGUGCUGGCACUCCAUCGGCUACUCUGGAACAACCAGGAGAAGAUUGGCGACUAUCUCUCCAGCAGCAGGGACCACAAGGCAGUGGGGCGUCGCCCGUUUGACAAGAUGGCCACAUUGCUGGCAUACCUGGGACCACCGGAACACAGACCUCUUGACUCACAAUUGUCCAUGACCAAAAUCCACCUGCUGGCAGAUUCAAGAUGGAGCAGUAUGGACAUGACCAGCACCAAGUUUGAGGAGAUCAUGUCGAAACACAACAUGCACGAGAAAGAUGAGUUCAAAUCACUGAAAAACCUGCACAUCUUCUACCAAGCUGGCACAAGCAGGGCAGGCAACCCUGUGUUCUACUAUAUAGCCAGGAGAUACAAGGUUGGUGAAAUUAACGGAGACCUGCUCAUCUACCAUGUUUUGCUGACCUUGAAACCUUUCUACAACAAGCCCUUUGAGCUGUGUAUAGACUUCACUCACACAUGUGCAGAAAACAGGUUCAGGACUGACUUCCUGUCCAAGUGGUUUGUGGUGAUGCCGGAGGUUGUGUACCAGAACAUCGUGUCCACAUACAUCUACAACUGUAAUUCCUGGGUCCGCGAGUACACCAAGUUCCAUGACCGCAUUCUCACCCCCCUCAAGGGAAACCGUAAACUGGUGUUUAUUGACCAUCCUGCACGGCUUAACGACUACAUUGAAGUGGACCAUCAGAAACUCCCUGGCUCUACCGUGGCCCUGGAAGAGGACCUCAAGAUCUCCAACAACGCUCUCAAACUCUCUCAUAAAGAUACCAAAGUCACCAUUAAGGUAGGCCCAAACGCCAUCCAGAUAACGUCAGCAGAGAAGAGCAAGGUGUUAGGUCACCAGGUGCUCCUCAAUGACGUCUACUACGCCUCCGAGAUUGAAGAGGUUUGUCUAGUCGAUGACAACCAAUUCACACUGACUAUCUCAAAUGAGACAGGCCCUCUCUCCUUCAUCCAUAAUGACUGCGACAACAUCGUCCAUGACAUCAUCCACAUCCGCACACGCUGGGAGCUCUCCCAGCCUGACACCGUCACGGUCCACACCAAGAUCCGCCCCAAGGACGUCCCUGGGACGCUACUCAACGUCGCCCUCCUGAAUCUUGGCAGCUCUGACCCGAGCCUGCGAUCCGCCGCUUAUAACCUGUUGUGCGCACUCACACAGACGUUUGAUCUCAAGAUUGAAGGACAGCUAUUGGAAACUACGGGUUUAUGUAUUCCUGCGAACAACACAAUCUUCAUCAAGUCAAUCAGCGAGACGCUGGCCGCUAAUGAGCCCCACCUGACCUUGGAGUUCCUGGAGGAAUGUAUCCAAGGGUUUGGAAACUCCAACAUAGAGUUGAAACACUUGUGUCUAGAGUACAUUACUCCAUGGCUACCCAACCUCACUAGGUUUUGUCGGCAUACAGAUGAAAACAAGAGGCAGAAGGUGGCCCUCAUCCUGGACAAACUGAUCACCAUGACAAUAGAGGAAGUUGAGAUGUACCCCUCAAUCCAAGCUAAGAUCUGGGGUAACAUUGGCCAAGUUGCGGACCUACUGGACAUGGUCCUAGACAGCUUUAUCAAGCGAAGUGUGACAGGGGGCCUCGGCUCCAUACAGGCAGAAAUCAUGGCUGACACAGCCGUCGCUCUCACUUCUGCAAACGUGCAGCUGGUGUCACGGAAAGUGAUAGGCAGACUGUGUAGGUUGAUAGAUAAGACGUGUACGUCACCCACGCCAACCCUGGAACAGCAUCUGAUGUGGGACGACAUUGCCAUCCUGGCCAGAUACCUCCUCAUGUUGUCAUUCAACAACUCUCUUGAUGUGGCGAGUCACCUGCCGUUCCUGUUCCACAUAGUGACGUUGCUGGUGUGUACGGGCCCUCUGUCCCUGCGAGCUUCAACCCAUGGCCUGGUCAUCAACAUCAUACACUCACUGUGUACAUGCUCACAGCUCCAGUUUGGUGAGAACACACUGAAAGUGCUGAAGAUGAGCCUGGCCGAGUUCUCCCUCCCCAAGUUCUACCAGCUGUUUGGGAUCAGCAAGGUCAAGUCCGCGGCUGUCAGUGCUUUCCGAACAAGUUUUAGGCCUGGUGAUCGAUCAUUCACCAUGUCACCUCCAGAACACGAGAAGAUGCCGUUGUGCUCCUUGGAGACCAUUGUUGACGCACUGCUGGAAAUUAUGGAAGCGUGCAUGAAGGAUAUCAAGAACUGUGAUUGGUUGCAACAGUGGACUGAUUUGUCUAAGAGAUUUGCAUUCCAGUAUAACCCGGCACUACAGCCGAGGGCAAUUAUUGUUUUCGGCUGUAUCAGCAAGUCGGUUACUGACUCUGAGAUAAAACAGAUGUUGAAAAUACUCAUGAAGGUCGAAUUUUCGCUAAAAGCGCUCGAGUCAUUCCAGGAUUUGGUGUUGAUAGAAUCCAUUGUGAUGUGCCUCACCAGGCUACAACCCAUGCUGCGAGCGGACUCUCCCAUCCACAAGUUCCUGUUCUGGGUGGCCAUCUCGGUGUUGCAGCUAGACGAAGUUUCCCUCUAUGCUGCUGGACUCUCUCUCCUUGAACAAAACCUUCACACGCUCGACAACAUAGGCAUUCUCUACAAUGAGUCCCUUGAGAAGAUCAUGAUGGAGACGCGCGACCCACUGCAAUGGCAUUUCAAACAACUCGACCAUGCUAUGGGACUGAGUUUUAAGGCGAACUUCAACUUCGCAUUGGUUGGACACCUUCUCAAAGGUUUCCGCCACCCCAUCCAAACCACUGUGUCUCGGACUAUACGGGUCCUUCACCAUCUGUUGGCCAUUACCAGUAAACCCCUGGGAAGGGACAAGUUUGAGGUGAAUCCGCAGACUGUGCCAUACCUGGCAGCGUUGGUGUCAGUGUCAGAGGAGGUUCGGAGUCGCUGCCACCUCAAACACCGCACAAGCCAGUACGUAAUGACCGAGUCCCCCUCCAGCGACAGUCUUACAGCUGACAUCUCACAGUCUGUACCCUCCACUGCAGGUAUCAGUGGUCAAGGGUCCAGCACAUCAGUGACUAGCACCAGUAAUGGCUCAUUACCAACCAUGACGGGAAACUCCCAGGCCCAUAGUACUGGUUCUGUGUCCACGACAAUGUCAUCUUCCACCCCCAAUGUGGCAACAUCUCCUCCCACCCCCGCUUCUCCCGCAACACCCCAGACAGCUGUCCCCCCAACCCCUCCCAUUACCACCGUUGCCACAACAACACCAACCACCCAGCCCACACAGUCUACUGCGACCCCCAAAGGUCAAGGUGAUGGUCAAGGUGGUCAAAGUGGCUCCCCACCAACCAGUAGUGGGCCAAUACGUCAGAAAUCCUGGGAACUGCUUGACCAGCAGGCAAUGGCUCAAGCAAAAAAGGCAACAUCAGCACCGCACCAAAUACAAAACGCUGCUGCUGUAGUUGCACAACAGAAUUCCAGCAAUUCCAAAGUAUGGCGAAGUUUAGAUAAUGAGUCGGCGAACAACACGGCAAAUGCAACUGCAGUAAUCCCGGCAGCCCGACCCCCUCUGUUCAAGACACGUAGCAGCUCCAUGCCUGCCCCAGGGACCAAGAAAAUGGACAAUGGAAAGUCGCAAACCAGAGUUGGGCGGGGGUCGGUGUCAAAUGAGAAUAAUAUUCUGCUGGAUCCAGAGGUGCUUACAGAUUACCCCACCCAGGUGUUGGUACUCACCGUGCUGGCUACACUGGUGAGGAACACAACAGAUGAGAAUGAGGCAAGGAUUCUGUAUGAAUACCUGGCAGAGGCGUCUGUCGUCUUCCCAAAAGUUUUCCCUGUCAUCCACUCAUUAAUGGAUGCCAAGAUCAACAAUGUGCUAAACCUGUGCCAUGACCAAGCUAUCCUGAAUGCCGUACAGUGUAUCAUUCAAAACAUGAUCGCAUGCGAAGACCCAUCACAACAACAACUCUCGUACCUCCAGAGCAUUGGAUUCGGAGGUCUAUGGAGGUUUGCAGGAAUAUUUGCCAAGGGGGCGCAGAGUAACGACACAGCAGAGCUGUUUGUCAACUGUCUUGAGGCGAUGAUGGUCGAAACAUGUCUCCCUGGUGACGACCUUGACAUUUUAAACCCCUAUCCCAGCAGUCUCGGCAUCUCAUCAAACUUGAAUCUCUCGAGCUCAAUGUCGAGCUUAAGUCUGAGCGUGAGCUCCAUGCACUCGCCCACGGACAAGGAUACAGACAAAAAUGGCGCUGCAGGAAACGGAGGCCGUAUCCGACACGGGUCAGCCAAUAACGUUGCCAGUAAAAACCGUGCUGGGAGUUUUAAGAGAAAGGAUAGUAAAAAGAAGAUUGAUAGUCUCGAUUAAUUGGAUGAAGACUGUUUGAAGGCCUCUAUUUAAAGCGUUGAUGAUAGUUGUUUAAGAAUGAUGAUUUCUUUGUAUUUUACUGUAUAAGAUUUUUUCUGACAUUUUCAGUUCAAUUUUGUCCAAAAAAAAAAGGAAUUAUAUUAAAGUCGUGUUAUUGGAGAAAAAUAGAAAAUUAAAAGUAAAUGCGACAAAUCUUUGAUGUCUGUGAUUAAUUAUUGGCUUGUUCAUUAUUUAUGAAAAUUGUAAACAAUAAUUGAACUGUACAAACAUUUCCACAAAGAGAUACAGAAUAUUGUUUCAAUUUUUUUUAUGAAAAUUCAAGUUUGAUGAAAUUUCAUCAAGCAAUUAUUUUGGAAGAUUUAUAUUUAGACAGAAAGGAAAUCAUAAAUGAUUAUUAUAAAAUGGUUAGAGAAAAUAGCUGCAUUUGUGCCAAAAUGGCAGAUUAAAAUUGAAAAAAUAUGUAUUCUGAUAAAGGUUGAAAUAUUGACAUGAAUGUUAGAUCAUAAAUGAUAGAUCAGUUAUGUAUAUUCAGACUUCAGUGAAGUAAGCAUCAUGUUUUAUGUGCUAUAGUACUUUGCAUUUAAUCAUACAUUAAAGAGAAACCUCAUUCAAUGAUGCGUGUAUACCAUGUACUUUGACCUGUCGAGGUGGACUUGUAGUUGUAUAGUCUGAAAACUAUUGUCUGCAACUGGCUAGGUAUUGUUUGAGCAUUAGUACGAUACGGUUUUGUUUAUUGUUGGUAAUUAAGGAAUAUUUGUUGAGUGCUUCAGACAGUGUUUUUUUUAUGGGGGAUGGGGGAGGGAGGGGGAAGAACUUCUGAUGCUAUCCUUUUUAGGGUAAUUGGUAGAAACUGUUGACUGCACCUGGCCGGUAGAAACUGUUGACUGCAGCUGGCAGGAAGAACCUGUUGACUGCACCUUGAAGAAUAUAAGUAUAAGGAGCCCGAAGGGAUGUAUUCCACUAUUGAUGGAAUACUUAAUAUUUAGCUAUAGAAUUGAGGCUGUCUAACAGCUAAUUUUACUGAUUAUGUCAGGUCAAAGUUGUGUGGUUUCAACUUUUUUAUCAUACAUGUGUUCAUUUGUUUGGUAUCAAUGUAACAGUAACUGCAUUCGAUAUCUGUUGUUGUUAUUUUAUUAUUACUAUCAUUAUAGAUAUUAGAACAUAAUUUUCUAGUCCCAUUUUUGAUUAUUUGUAUAUAUUGGUUUACUUAAGAUUUUAUUUAAUAUGUCUUUUUUUUUUUAAGUAUUUAUAUUUGAGAUAAGUUUAUUUCUUAUUUCUUUUUGUAUCAUGACAAACCCCUUCAAUUCAAUUUAAUUCAAUAUGAAAAUUCUCAAAAGUAACAGAAAAUGUAGUAUAUUAAAACAGUUUUCAAAAAAGCUCGGAAUGACUUGUUUCAAUACUUGUUUCAUUAAAUGGAAGAAUUUUAAUCCUUGUCUGUAUAUAAAUUAAACAAAGUACAACAAUUUGUUACAAAACUAAAAAAUACAUCAUACCUUUAUUAGCUGGAUAUGAUAAUUUUGCCAAAUUUGAACUAAUAAUAAUAAAUAUGAACUACAAAGAUAGAUUGGUUUUAGUUGAAAGAACACCUGCCUAAUGAAAAUCAAUGUCAAUUUUACGAAUUUUUUUUAUAAUCUUGGGCAUUACAAAAAAAUGUGUUUGAUUCAAGUCUUCUUUGUUUGCACCGGUCCCUAAUUUCAUUAUUGCCAGGAAGCAAAUAUUAAUGUAUCUGACUGUUCUUAUUUUUUCUACCUCCUUGGGAUGAAUUUUUGUUAAUUUCUUUCACAAAAGGGAAGCAUAAGUUUACGCAUACAGAACUGUUUUCAGUGUGAAAACAGAAUUAUGACACAACUAAAUAAAAUAGAAAACAACAGAACCUAUUCCUUUAUAUUUUGGCUAUUAAAAUAAAAAAAUAACAACUUUUUCUGCCGUAACUAAGUGUGAAAUAAGUAUAUUUUGAUAGCAAUUCACAAACGAUCUUUCCAAAAUAUAAAUUUUAAUACUAUUUUUAGCAGUGCAAGCAAAUGAGUUCUACGUAACCUUAAAAAAAGAAGCACUCCAAACUGUUUUUCUUUCACCCAUUACUGAUGUUGUUUCUAUAUUUGUUGUCGGCAGCUUAUAUAAAUGUAAGUUAUGUGGAAUAGUGUGGCCAACUCAUUUUACCAUUUAGUACUUUUGCAUGUAUUAGUGGAAACAGUUUUUUUCUUUAUUUCUUUAAUAAUUUAAUACAUCAUACUAUCAUUUACAAGCAAUUUGUUAAAAUACCAGACAAAUGCUGUCAUAUAAGAUACUAGACAAAUACUGUCAUUUACAUGCAAAUUGUGGAAAUACUAGACAAAUGCUGUCAUCUACAAGCAAAUAAUGUCGUAUUCAAGUAAAUUAUGAAAAAACUUGACAAAUACUGUCUUUUUUUACCAAAUUGCUGAAAUACUAGACAAAUGCUUUCAUCUAAUGUUGUCAUUUACAAGAAAACAUUGUCAUUUACAAGUAAAUUGUGAAAAUUCUUGACAAAUACUGUCACUUACAUAAAAAUAGUGUCAUUUACGAGCAAAUUGUGGAAAUGCUAGACAAAUACUGUCACUUACAUAAAAAAAGUGUCAUUUACGAGCAAAUUGUGGAAAUACUAGACAAGAAUAAUAAUGUACCAAAUUCAUUAAAAAAUACUUCAGUGUUUACACUCAUGUCUCUGCCACUUGGAUCCCAGAAACGAUUUCGAUUUAAUGAAAAUGACUACCUUUAAGUCAUUAAUUCUUUUUAAAUGACAUUUUAAUAAGCUUCCAGAAUACCUAGAACCUGUAUUCAAGUCAUUUAUGAUGAAAUUAUUCUUGGAUGUUGCUGUAUUUCAAAAUGCUUUUCAAUUGGAUUUUUUUAUAUUAAAAAAUUAUUAUUAUGCUCUUUAAAAAGAACAUCUCGUAGUAUGACAUUUAUGAAGACAUUUAUUAUGCAUUUUAACAACUAUAAAGCAACUGUUUGUUUACUCUCCCGAAUAGCCCCAUUUGUUAUGAAUCUCUUAAAUAAUAUGAAAUCUACCUCUUCAUUAAAAACAUUGUUCAGCUUUAGUCAUUUGGCUCAUUUUUGUAGUAGAGCUUCUGUUAUUUUUCACAUUUUGAUUUCAAAUCAUGUUCACAUAAUGUAUUUGUUAUGCUCUCUGUAUCAUUGCUAAUUAUAUCUUUUCUGAACCUGAAUGCAGAUUGUCAUGUUUAUAGAAUACAACACAGUUAACAAAGAAAACAAAUGAGGCACUUACAGAACCCCAUGUGGAGUUAUUUUAUUUUUUGAUGCCUCAAGACCCCAUAUCGUUUGAUGUCAUUUGAAAAGGAUGGCGGAGAAAAAAUGUGUUAAAACAUAUACAGAACAAAUUGUACAAACAAUCUUGAUAGAUUGCCAAAUAGGUAAUUUCAUGUCCAAUUUCAAUUGAAGUAAAGACUAAAAAGCACAAACUGCAGUACCUUUAUCUGCAUCGUGUGUUUUGUCAUGUAUGCUACAUAUAAGUUAUCAGCAAGCAAUCAUACCCCUUUCAGAUUAAAUCAAAAUUAUAUGGGGUCAGUUUGCAUACAUUUUAGACAUUUUUACAAAUGGCUCAAUCAGAUAUCUGAACAUUAACAUGGAAACCAGGCCCCAAUUUGUCCAAAAUUCUUAGUUUUACACGCUCAAGUAACUUUUUUCAAUUAGCCCAAAUUUAUGCUUAAUUUGACUUUGAUAAAUGAUAUAUGGUUUAUUGUGACUUUCAUCAAGAUAAUUCAUAUUUAAAAACUUUAAGAAAAGUAAUAUCAUGCAAAAUAUAGAAAAAGUAAAAUAGUGAGCUUAGCAUUAUCCUGUUAUAAGGGACUUUAGAAGUUUCAAUUUACUAAAAAAAGAUAAAAAUAUUAAAAAAUGUAUAAAAUCAUUAUAAAUGACCCAGGGUAACUAUUGAUUGUAAGCUUCAAAUUUUAAGUGUAAUAGUAGAAGUAUAAAAACCCCGGGAGGAAUAAAACCUUGGCAAAUAGCUCAUGUUCAUCUGCUGAAACAGAUGUAAACGGAUAACUAUUAUAAUUACUUCUCGGAAAAUGUCUGGCUACACUGAGCAUAAGUCCCAUUUUGUCCACAUCUCCACCACAGUCUUAUUCAACUUUCAACUAUGUUCAAUAUUUAACAAGUAUUUGGAAUUUAAACAUAUAGUGUAACCUGGAGCAACAACACUAGAACUGUCAAUGUAUGUUUAACAUGAAGCUUGCCACAAGCUGUGAAUCAUACAUGGUGCACAUUUAAAACUUGUUGCAUUUAUAUGUUGUAAUGAUCAUUUAUUAUUGUUUUACAGUUUGUGCUAUUAUUGUGAUCGAUCUAAAAGUAUUAAAAAAGAAAACCAA